Messenger RNA from Carassius carassius (crucian carp), 1304 nucleotides. Its product is annotated as myozenin-2-like. The transcript has 6 exons. The coding region runs from base 166 to 915 and encodes 249 amino acids. Gene Ontology annotation, molecular function: telethonin binding; actin binding; FATZ binding. Gene Ontology annotation, cellular component: Z disc; actin cytoskeleton. Lineage: Eukaryota; Metazoa; Chordata; Actinopteri; Cypriniformes; Cyprinidae. The record is from RefSeq and is a predicted model, not a curated record.
ACUUGCUAUAAUAAGACAGUGAUCUAACCAGGGCAAAAAGAGGGUCCACAGUGUGUCUGAUGUGGGCUCACAUAAGCAUUUCUACCUCUGGACGAGAUACAUCAUCAAGACUGGCAUAAAAGCAAACACAGAAUUUUAAAUUGGCUGGAUACUAUUUAUAUCACUAUGCCUGUGCCAUACACUGAUGUACCCAAGAAAGAGCAACAGGAACUGUGUUCGGACACAGAUGGAGUAUGUCUGAACCUGGGGAAGAAGAUCAGUGUUCCUCGGGAUCUGAUGAUGGAGGAGCUCAAUCUGCUGUCCAACAGAGGAUCUAUAAUGUUCCACGAGAGACUCAAAAGAGUGGAGAGGUUCACCUCGGAGAAUAUAGCACAGAGACACCUGAAUCACUUAGGGGAAACACUUCAAGGCCAGAAUGCGAUGCAAGGAGAGAAAGGAAAUGAUUGCUUAACCUCUGAAAUCUACAUCAAACAUCCUGGAAAGAACAGCCUAGUCACCACACUAAAGCACACGGUUUCGAAGAAAGGAAGCCCAAGCGUGCUUGCACCUGGUUAUGGGGGGCCUCUGAAAGAGGUUCCUCCAGAAAAGUUCAAUGUCACUGUGAUCCCCAAAUCUUACCAGUCACCCUGGGAGGAAAAACCCAUUGAAAAUGAGACGCUGUUGGCUAUCAGUACCCACCUGCCUGAGCCACCUUACAAACUCACCCCAGCCAACUACAAAUGCUUCAACAGAGCUCCUAUGCCGUUUGGUGGCACAGCAGGCACUGUGAGGACUCUGCCGCUGCCUGGCUUUGAGAUGCUGCAGGCUCACACGGAGCCACACCUGACCUGGGACAGGAUGUGCCAUCGGCCCAAUUUCAAUCGUACUCCACAGGGCUGGAGCAUCCAGUACCCUGCAGAGUCUCCCGAUCUGUGAAGCUGGCAUACACAACUAUUUUGCCAAACUUACAUCUGAACACUGGAUUUCUGAGGGAUGCCUAAAUUGCUACUGUGAAUUGUGAGCCGAGCCAUUAUGAACCAUCAAAUACCAAUUUAAAAAGUUUACACACAAUGUUUAUAAGCACAUUUACACAAUCGUUCUCACAAGAUUUCAAAAUGUGAUGCUUCUUUAAUGUAACCACAAACUAGACAGGCGUACAUUAAAAACAAAAGUCUUAAAAACAUUUCAGGACAACACGCUUUGCAGAAAAAAAUGGGAAGAGAUGGACACUAGCACAAACUGUAAUAUGAAUCCUGGAAUAUUCUAGAGGUGCAGGACAAUAAAAUGUCAAACAAAUAAAGACCUCAGGUGCAUGAAAUAGUCAA